This is a messenger RNA of Sceloporus undulatus (fence lizard), 882 nucleotides long. RefSeq names its product NFKB inhibitor interacting Ras like 1 (gene NKIRAS1). The coding region runs from base 300 to 875 and encodes 191 amino acids. The record is from RefSeq and is a predicted model, not a curated record. Gene Ontology annotation, biological process: canonical NF-kappaB signal transduction. The transcript has 4 exons. Gene Ontology annotation, molecular function: GTP binding; GTPase activity. Lineage: Eukaryota; Metazoa; Chordata; Lepidosauria; Squamata; Phrynosomatidae.
UGUUUUAGGAGAAAAGUAACACACCAUAAGUAGCAGCUUCCCCUUUUAAAUGUACAAUCAUCAUCAUAAUAAUGGGAACGUUGGUCUUGCAGUCAGUAACAUCUUUUUAAAGUAGUUAAAGUUCUUAAAGUAGUAGGGAACCUUCUUUAACCACUGAUCAAAUGCAAUAACAACUCCACAAUAUUUUGUAUAUUAAAUACAAUUUCACUAUUGUUGUUGCUGCUGUGUGCCUACAAGUUGUUUCUGACUUAUGGCAAACCAAAGGAUUUAUUCAACCAAGUCAAACAGCCUAAAGGAAAAUGGGAAAGGGCUACAAAGUGGUGGUUUGUGGAAUGGCUUCAGUGGGCAAGACAGCCAUUUUGGAACAAGUUCUGUAUGGUAAUCACAGAGUUGGUGCAGAAUGUAUUUCGACAAUAGAAGAUGUUUAUGUGGCUUUGGCUGAAACAGAUCGAGGAGUCAAGGAACAGUUACGGCUGUACGACACCUGUGGGGUGCAAGAGGGCGAGGAAUUCCCCAAGCACUACUUCUCUAUUGCAGAUGGUUUUGUUCUGGUGUAUGCUGUGAAUAGCAUGGAAUCCUUUGAGACUGUGGACUGGCUCAAAAAGGAGAUUGACAAACUGAGAGACAAAAAAGAGGGGUCAGUUAUUGUUUUAGGCAGUAAGAUGGAUCUUGUGGAGGAGAGACAAGUAGAAACUGAAGUAGCACAGCAGUGGGCUCGACUGGAGAAGGUGAAGCUGUGGGAAGUGACAGCAACAGACCGGAAGACACUGAUGGAGCCUUUCAUGGUGUUAGCAAGCAAACUCUCUCAGUCUCAGAACAAAUCAGCAUUUCCUUUGCCCGGACGGAAGGCCAAAGGCAAUAAUGACGACAACUAAAACUGAU